AUGCUUGCAUUUGAUUCUUUCUUUGGCAACGGCAGCUUUAUCGGACAGCUGCGCAGUUUGGUGGACAUGGCGACCUCAAAAUCCUCUUCUACCUCUUCAACUUCACCGUCGCGCAACGGUAAUGCCAACGGUGUAUCACUGGACACAACGCCCUGCACUUCGCAAGCGCCCAUUGUCGCCCCGCGAAAAAGGCGUCCGCAGCGCAUCUACCGGCCCGCAAAGAACUCGCUCUACGACAUCUUCCAGCAGCACGCCGGCACAUCGCUCUUUGUGCGACCUAUUUGCUGGACGGAUUUGCACGCUCAGCUGCUUGGCGCGAGAUGGGAGGAACUGCCGCCAUGCGAUACACCUCACCCGUCAGCGGCCCCAGGCACGCCACCAUCGCGAGGACACUUGAGUCCAUCGAAUACCAUCAUCAGCCUUAGCAACGCGCUCACGCAGAUUCUCCUGCCCGACCCAUUGCAUCCUAUUCUAUCCUCCAACGCUGUCAAGUCGGUCCUCAACACUCUGUGGCCUACACCUUUCAACAAGCCGCAGUACCUGCCCGAGCUUCAUCUAUACUUUGGCGGUCGCGUUUACCGUGAUGCUGUACGCGCGCAGCUUAUGUGGAAUUACCCCUCUGAAGAGGCAAAGUCUUCAUACUCUUCAUUCAAAUCAGUUUCAACGCGACCCGCUGAAUCAUUCAACAUCUCGACACAGUCUUCGCCAAACUACAGCCCCGCCAACCUACCCAUGAUCUGUUACAUCGGCAAGACUCAAUUGGCUUCAGUCCGAAACAACCUUUUCCGCGUCGCUUCUGGACCUGGACGAACAUGGAACGAGCCCGUGUUUCGCCUCCAGCAACUGCGAGCCCGUAUCCUCGUACCUUCAAAUUCCGAUCACGAUGCUCAUUUUGUUGGCGUCUUUCUAGGGAUGGCGCAGAAGCACUUCUACCCUAACCCACCUAUCAGUGGCAGACGCGACUCGCGCAUUUCACCAGGACAGGGCAUCCCUCCAAGCCCCAACUUCCACGACAUCAAGUUGAAGAUUCUCACUCACGACAUUGAUACGUCUGAGUUUAUUGUCUACACUGGACACAUCACAAAGGAGUUCCUGGAGAAGUUCCACGAUCCCUUCAAGGCUCCAGCUGACGAUGACGACGCUAUUGUUUCUGGUCUCAAGAUUGAGUACACAAGAGUUCCUAUCUGGCCGAUUCUUGGACUCAGAGAGAGACUAGGCAAAGCUCUAGGCCAAGAGAUUGUCGGAACAUUCAACCCAGAUGAGAUAGAGACAUGGGAGAAAGAUCCUGAGAAACCAACUGGCGAGAAGCGCAAGCGAGAUGUCCUCACCGAGGUCGUCAGCAGUAGCUACGAGGAAGAGACCGAGGAAGAGCCAGCAAUCGUUUCCAAGAAACGCUGUCUAAACGAGGGCACACCUGUGGGCGUGGUGAUGUGA
This is a messenger RNA of Fusarium musae, 1434 nucleotides long. RefSeq lists its product as uncharacterized. The coding region runs from base 1 to 1434 and encodes 477 amino acids. Lineage: Eukaryota; Fungi; Ascomycota; Sordariomycetes; Hypocreales; Nectriaceae. The record is from RefSeq and is a predicted model, not a curated record. The transcript has 2 exons.